GCCCCGCCCCUCCAGUCAGCUCCGCCUCCUCUUGAUCUCCGAGGUCCCCAGCAGGGCCCACUCAAACUUCACGACACACUCGAGUACCCGCUUGGCUUCUUUCCCCGAAAAACGACCCAUAUUCGGCCCAACCCCUUUCAUCGAAAAGCUCCCACUAGGGACCCCAGUCACUUCCCUAGAGAAAGCCUCACUUCUUCCUCUCCCUCCAUCCCAACUCUUAAAAGGGCCCCAAGCUCGGCCUCCUCUCUCCAGCUGAUUUAUCCCCACUCUUCUCCUCCUCCUUUUUCUCCUCCCCCAAUCGGCCAUCAACCCCUCCCGCUUUCCCCACGUGAUCCUCGUGACUCUGCCUUCCCCUCCGGAGUUUCGCAGUCAGACCCGCCCCCAUUUCCAAAAGCGUGCACAAUAAUUGGCUCCAGCGAGUCGCCCUCCCUCCUGGGCGGCAGAGUCGCUUCCAUUGGUGCGCGGUUACUAUGGCGUAGCUCUGCCGUCAAAGCCAAUUGGUGACGACCUCUUCCCCGCGAGAUACCCCGGAGAGGCGUGUGUCGCAGCCACUUUUGCUCUGUUGGUUUGAAAUUCCUACAUCAUGGCGGCGGCUACGGGCGCGGGCGCGGGCGGGGGCGCUGUCAGUGCCGCUGCCGCUGCCGCGGCUUCGGGCUCGGAUAGCUGUAGCGAGGACGCGUCGGGCGGAGUAGGGGAAGAAGCGGGAGGCCUGGAGAAGGACGACGUCAUGCGGGCGGCCGAGGCCGUAGGGGAGAGCGAGGAAGACGAAGAGGAUGUGUUCGAGGUGGAGAAGAUCCUAGACGUGAAGACCGAGGCGGGUAAAAUUCUUUACAAAGUUCGAUGGAAAGGAUAUACUUCUGAUGAUGAUACUUGGGAGCCGGAAGUUCAUCUUGAGGACUGCAAAGAAGUUCUUCUUGAAUUUAGGAAAAAAAUUGUGGAUAACAAAACUAAACCUGUUAAGAAGGAUAUACAGAGACUAGUUUUGAAUGAUGAUGACAUAUUUGAGGCAGAAUCUGACAGCGAUUGGCAAAGUGAAACAAAAGAGGACAUUUCCCCCAAGAAAAAGAAGAAAAAGUCAAGACACAGAGAAGACAAAAGUCCUGAUGAUUUGAAAAAGAGAAAAUGGAAAUCUGGUAAACUGAAAGAUAAGUCUAAAACACAAUUGGAAAAUUCUUCAGAAAAUUUGGGUUUUGAUUCAAAGUCCAAGAAAAGGAUUUUGGAAUCCAAAGAAGAUUCAAAGGAGUACAAAAAGACCAAAAAAGAUGAUUUAAAAGAAACAAAGAAAGUAAAACGGGGUGAAAUUAAAGACUCAAAGGGGAAAGUAAGAGACGAUUUUAAAGAAAGCAAAAAAAAGAGAGAGAAACUUAAUGAAUCUCUGUUAGAAUCUGAAUCAAGUACAUUUGAUGAUUCACUUUCUCAGUUGGCUGAUGAUGACAGUGAAGAUUUACCUUCUGAUAACAGAGGAGAGAAACAAAAAUUUAAAAGUGGAAAAGAUAAGUUAGAACAUGACAUAAUUCAAGAUAUGAUUUCUGAUAAACAACCAGAUGAUGCAGGAAGUGCUGAAGAAGAUACUGAUGUCAGAACAAAAAGGAAAAAAAAGAAAUUAAAGAAAGCUGAGGAAUAUAAAGAAGAAAUUAGAAAAGUAGAAAAUAAGGACCCAUACUCAGAGAAGAAAAUUUUAUACAAAAAGCAAAAGAAUCAAGAAAAAGUCAAAGGUUCUGUAGAGGUAGAUAAAUUAAUACCUACAGCUGCUCAAAUUCAGAAGAGCACAAAACUGGGUAGUGAAGAACGAGGUCGAAGGUCUACUGAUUCAGUUGGAGAGGAGAAAGAAACACGGAAAAAUGAAGUAAAAGAAAAAUAUCAGAAAAGGUAUGAUUCUGACAAGGAAGAAAGGGGGAAAAAAGAGCAAAAGGGAAUAAAGACUUUUAAAGAAAUGAGGAAUGCAUUUGAUUUAUUUACAUUAACACCAGAAGAAAAAAAUGACUAUUCAGAGAAUAAUCGGAAAAGAGAAGAAACAUUUACUGAAGACUACAGAACUAAGGAAAAUAAGCAAUUAUACAAGGAGAGAAGAAGUACAAGGGAUGAAACUGAUACAUGGGCUUACAUAGCUGCAGAAGGUGAUCAAGAGGUACUGGACAAUGUGUGUCAAAUGGAUGAAAAUUCUGACAGGCAGCAAGUUUUGAGUUUGGGAAUGGAUUUGCAGUUGGAAUGGAUGAAAUUAGAAGAUUUUCAAAAGCAUCUUAAUGGAGAAGAUGAGAAUUUUACAACAGCGGAUGCUAUACCAAGUAACUUACUGAGGGAUGCAGUGAAAAAUGGAGAUUAUGUUACAGUAAAAAUUGCACUUAAUUCAAAUGAGGACUACAAUUUGGACCAAGAGGACUCUAGUGGAAUGACACUGGUGAUGCUUGCAGCAGCAGGAGGACAAGACGACCUACUCAGGCUCCUUAUCAAGAAAGGAGCUAAAGUUAAUGGUAGACAAAAAAAUGGAACCACUGCUCUCAUUCAUGCAGCUGAGAAGAACUUUUUAACUACAGUGGCUAUUCUUUUGGAGGCUGGAGCUUUUGUGAAUGUUCAGCAGAGUAAUGGAGAAACUGCUUUAAUGAAGGCUUGUAAAAGAGGAAACUCGGAUAUUGUAAGGCUUGUGAUUGAAUGUGGAGCAGAUUGUAAUAUUUUGUCAAAACAUCAGAAUAGUGCUUUGCAUUUUGCUAAGCAGUGUAAUAAUGUAUUGGUAUAUGACCUGCUGAAGAGUCACUUAGAAACACUCUCAAGAGUGGCAGAAGAAACCAUAAGGGACUACUUUGAAGCCCGGCUCGCCCUCCUAGAGCCCGUGUUUCCAAUAGCAUGUCACCGCCUUUGUGAAGGUCCAGACUUUUCAACUGAUUUCAAUUACAAACCACCACAGAACAUACCAGAAGGUUCUGGAAUUCUCCUGUUUAUUUUCCAUGCAAACUUUUUUGGUAAGGAAGUCAUUGCUCGACUUUGUGGACCAUGUAGUGUACAAGCUGUAGUUUUGAAUGACAAAUUUCAACUUCCUGUAUUUCUGGAUAGCCAUUUUGUUUAUUCCUUCAGUCCUGUUGCAGGCCUCAAUAAACUUUUUAUACGCCUGACAGAAGCACCUUCUGCCAAGGUAAAAUUGCUUAUAGGUGCAUACAGAGUACAAUUGCAGUGACCAAAAAAAGGCAGUGAUAAGGAUCAUGAUGAAGUUAUUUUUGAACCUGAUACUGGUUACUUCAGUCUGAUAAA
Molecule: messenger RNA, 3243 nt
Organism: Phascolarctos cinereus (koala)
Lineage: Eukaryota; Metazoa; Chordata; Mammalia; Diprotodontia; Phascolarctidae
Gene: MPHOSPH8
Product: M-phase phosphoprotein 8
Cellular component (GO): nucleus; heterochromatin
Molecular function (GO): chromatin binding
Source: RefSeq, a predicted model, not a curated record